AUGCAAUCGAAUAAUAAAGAAGCUCAAAUACUCUUAGCUAUCGAAGCUAUUCGAAAUGAUAAAAAAUUAAGCAUUCGGAAGGUUGCAAAGCUAUAUAAUAUAUCGUAUACAACACUUAUCUGCAGAAUGAAUGGUUUAACCCCUCGUAUGGAAUUUCGACCAAAAAGCCAUAAUUUGACUGAUUUGGAAGAGGAAGUACUUAUUCAAUAUAUACUCGAUAUGGAUGAGAGAGGAUUUAGUCCUCGAAUAAGUGAUGUGGAAGAUAUGACGAAUUAUAUACUCGAAACACAGGGUGUGAAGAAGGUUGGAAAGCUCUGGGCUCAUCGCUUUGUGAAACGAUAUACAGAAUUAAAGACGCGUUUUAAUCGCGUUUAUGACUUUCAAAGAGCUCUCUGCAAAGAUUCAGAGCUUAUUGAAAGAUGGUUUCGAUUGGUAUCGAAUAUGCGGGCCAAAUAUGUAGUUGCUAAAGCUGAUCGAUGUGGAAGAAGCAAAGCUAUACAACCAGGCAAUCGGGAAUGGGCUACAGCGAUUAUUUGUGUUGGUGGAGAAGGUCACAAUAUACCUCCGUUUUUGAUAGUAAAAGGCGAAUACCACCUCUCAAAUUGGUAUACCGAAGGCGAUUUACCAUACGAUUGA
Sclerotinia sclerotiorum 1980 UF-70 is the source of this 636-nucleotide messenger RNA. RefSeq lists its product as hypothetical. The record is from RefSeq and is a predicted model, not a curated record. Gene Ontology annotation, cellular component: nucleus. Lineage: Eukaryota; Fungi; Ascomycota; Leotiomycetes; Helotiales; Sclerotiniaceae. The coding region runs from base 1 to 636 and encodes 211 amino acids. Gene Ontology annotation, molecular function: DNA binding. The transcript is spliced from 2 exons.